Sporisorium graminicola is the source of this 1305-nucleotide messenger RNA. RefSeq lists its product as uncharacterized. The coding region runs from base 1 to 1305 and encodes 434 amino acids. The record is from RefSeq and is a predicted model, not a curated record. The transcript has a single exon. NCBI's taxonomy places the organism in Eukaryota, Fungi, Basidiomycota, Ustilaginomycetes, Ustilaginales, Ustilaginaceae.
AUGUUGUCCUCGGCAUCAACAUCAACAGCAUCCACAAGCCUACUCUCAUCUGCAACGGGCGAAGGCCUCAAACACCUCUAUCGAACUAUACUACAGCAAGCUCGACUUCUCUCGCACACACUCGACGACCCCGUCGUUUUCUCCUCGCACCGCUUCUUGGCACGCAAGAACCUCGAACCCCUCCUCUCCGAUCCUUUGCCUCUGAUUGAGGCUGUUGCUGAACGACAAUGGCCACCACCGACAGCGACGAAACGGGUCCUGCGCGCGCAGAUGCACCGUCGCCAUCUAGCAGACGCGAAUUACGGCUGGGAGCACAGCGUACGCCGUGCGCUCUGGCUCGCGUAUGCACGGAAAGGCAAGCUGCGACGUGAUGCUCUUUCCGAUCUGUCUCCCGUCGCUUCCUCCAGCGUCGAGGAACAGAAGUACGAGAAACGGUUGAGAAAGAGAGAGUUCUCGCCGGUGCUGCAGACACUGCUCACGAACUCGGCCAGCAUGAACGGUGCCAGCGUCAAGAGUCGCGAUCACCUGACGGGGAGACCUCCGCCGCCGUUUCUGCCGGGCGAAGAUGAUCCACUCGUCAAGUACUUUGGCAAGGCGAUGGGCAGGAGGCGGGUGGUGAAUGCGCAAGGCAAAUUCGUCAAGGCGUAUCUGAAGAAGGUGCUGGUUCCGGUGGAUGUGAUUUCCUCCACCAAUGGAGGGUGGGAAGAAGGUCUGUUUGCUCAUCUGGAGUCCAAAGCUCGACCGCCCAAGGAACACGUUGCUGGCUAUCCGCGGCGCUUCAACGCUGUCGUUCCACACCUUCGCACACCUCGCGAAUCUGCCCCGGCUCACACCACUCAAUCGUUACCCUGGCUAGCCAGCGCGGCGCAAAGCAUCCCGCUCUACCGCUCCGACUUGAACCCGAGCGCACACCGAAAACGCACGCUCCGUGUCCACGGAUGGACGUCGCACCCGAAAGAUUUCAACCGUCCGCGCCUCCGCCGCCGACUCUACGCAAAGCUGCUCGACGACGCACCCCUGCUGCUCCUCCUCGACGUCGACUCUACUCUUAAAGCCGACGAAUCGAGUCGGACCCGGAGGAAGAAGAACAACGACCCGCUCGGCAUCCGUGCCAAGAUCGAGCCGUGUGUGCAGAUCGACGGACGCGCAAAGAUGAAGCUGGUCAAGUCUCGAUUUGCUGUGGGGCCGCGAUCGAGGGGUGCCGAGGUCGCGCCGAGACAGGAAAGGGACGGGGAGGAGCGGGUGCUGGAGGGGUUGCAUGCGUCCGAGGUUGCGUUCCUGCGCGAGCGGGGCUGGGUGUUGUAA